CGGUGAAAGCUGUUUCUCGCUUCUUUUUCCUACUACACUACUGCUCCUCUCCCUCACUUUUCUUCUCAAAAGAAUAUAUUUGCAGGUAGGGAGGGACCAAGAAUCUUCAAAACGACGACGUAGAGAACUAUGUCUUACGAUUAUCUUUUCAAGUACAUCAUCAUUGGUGACACCGGUGUAGGAAAAUCAUGCUUGCUUUUGCAGUUUACUGACAAGAGAUUCCAACCGGUUCAUGAUCUCACCAUCGGUGUUGAAUUUGGUGCUCGGAUGAUCACCGUUGAUGGAACACCGGUCAAGCUUCAGAUUUGGGAUACUGCCGGCCAAGAAUCCUUCAGGUCCAUCACCCAAUCUUACUAUAGAGGAGCAGCAGGAGCUCUUCUGGUCUAUGAUAUAACCAGGAGAGAGACAUUUAAUCAUCUUGCAAGUUGGUUGGAGGAUGCACGACAGCAUGCAAAUCCAAACAUGACAAUCAUGCUUGUCGGGAACAAGAGUGAUCUUUCUCACCGGAGGGCUGUGAGCAAAGAAGAGGGCGAACAGUUUGCGAAGGAUAAUGGGUUUUUGUUCUUGGAAGCAUCUGCUAGAGCAGCUCAAAAUGUUGAGGAGGCCUUCAUAAAGACUGCUGCAACGAUUCUUCAGAACAUUCGGGGUGGAGUCUUUGAUGCAUCCAAUGAGUCGUCUGGUAUCAAGAUCGGCUAUGGCCGUGCCCAAGGUCCAUCGGGUGCAAGAGAUGGAGCGGUCGCUCAGACUGGUGGCUGUUGUGGUUGACAUGAAUGGAAACAAUGUUGUAAGCCUGUGUUGUAUUUGAUCCUUGUGUCCAAUUUGCUUAUUUCAUCACAAUAUCAUUGCUUCGAAUAUAUAUACUUGAGAAGUUGAAUUAAGGAAACUGAAUGUAUAGAAUUAGUCCUUUUUUUCAAUUUCAUGUAAAUGUAGUUGUGUCAUUUGUACUGUAACAUAUAUGUUGAUGUUUCCCAAGAAUUUUAAUGGCUAUGAAAACUCAGUUGAAUCAACUCUUGAGUCUGAUCA
Molecule: messenger RNA, 1023 nt
Organism: Hibiscus syriacus
Lineage: Eukaryota; Viridiplantae; Streptophyta; Magnoliopsida; Malvales; Malvaceae
Product: ras-related protein RABB1b-like
Exons: 6
Coding region: 130-765 (211 amino acids)
Biological process (GO): regulation of endocytosis
Cellular component (GO): endosome
Molecular function (GO): GTPase activity; GTP binding
Source: RefSeq, a predicted model, not a curated record